This is a messenger RNA of Mesitornis unicolor (brown roatelo), 213 nucleotides long. It is a transcript of the gene CKS2, whose product is annotated as CDC28 protein kinase regulatory subunit 2. Gene Ontology annotation, cellular component: cyclin-dependent protein kinase holoenzyme complex; SCF ubiquitin ligase complex. Gene Ontology annotation, biological process: regulation of mitotic cell cycle. Gene Ontology annotation, molecular function: ubiquitin binding; protein kinase binding; histone binding. The record is from RefSeq and is a predicted model, not a curated record. The transcript is spliced from 3 exons. NCBI's taxonomy places the organism in Eukaryota, Metazoa, Chordata, Aves, Mesitornithiformes, Mesitornithidae. The annotation marks the transcript as partial.
GACAAGUACUUCGACGAGCAAUAUGAGUACCGACAUGUGAUGCUGCCAAGAGAACUUUCAAAAAAAGUGCCAAGAUCCCAUCUUAUGUCUGAAGAGGAGUGGAGACAACUUGGUGUUCAGCAAAGUCUUGGCUGGGUUCACUAUAUGAUCCAUGACCCAGAACCACAUAUUCUUCUCUUCAGAAGACCUCUUCCAAAGGAUAAGCAGAAAUGA